AUGUUCGGUUGUGGGGAUGGUCCAUUGGGUGGCCCCGAUAAAGUAAAAAUUCAACAGAUCAAGGGCGACGAUGGUGAUGACGGUUCGCCAGGGAUGAACGGUGCUGAUGGUACCGAUGGUACUCCUGGGGAAGCCGGUGGUAAAGGACCAGCAGGACCAACAGGGCCACAAGGGCCGGCAGGUGAAGGCGUACCAGGUGACCGUGGCCCACAGGGACCACAGGGAUUAGUCGGACCAAUAGGACCACAAGGACCAGGGGGGCCAUCAGGACCAGGCGGUGCCCAGGGCCCUCAGGGUGAUAAGGGAGCCAGAGGUGAAGCCGGUACACGGGGUGAACGGGGAUUCACAGGGCCAUCAGGUGAGAAUGGUCGUAAUGGUUCUUCUGGUUUUAUCAAGGAAACUAAUACCCAGCUUAUAUUCAGAAAAGAAUCAGGCGGCGAACAUCCAUGGGACAAACCGCCCAACCCAACAAUAACGAUGUGCCUUUGUAAGCAUGGCAAGAUGCAUCAGGAAUCCGGAAAAGCCGUGACUCUUAUGAUUAAGUAUUGGGGAAAACGCGGCUGGUUUAUUGCCCGUGAUAACAACUGCUGGAACACGUGGAACAAGUUUGAUGAUGACCAGCGGUAUUUUCUGGAAGGCGAAUAA
Messenger RNA from Sycon ciliatum, 645 nucleotides. RefSeq names its product collagen alpha-1(XXV) chain-like. Gene Ontology annotation, cellular component: extracellular matrix. The record is from RefSeq and is a predicted model, not a curated record. The coding region runs from base 1 to 645 and encodes 214 amino acids. The transcript has a single exon. Lineage: Eukaryota; Metazoa; Porifera; Calcarea; Leucosolenida; Sycettidae.